ACAACCGUCAUUAAAACCUCCUUUUGUGUCACUUCGUGCACGUUGAUCGGCUGUCUUAAAUUGAACAGCUAAAGGGUAGUUUUGUUAUAAAACGUGUUGCAUUAUCACAAUAAUCAUUAGAAAAUGGCCAAAUUUUGCUUAAAAAAGAAUAGCAAGAGAGUGUCUGCGAGGUUGCGUUAUAAGAUAGAGAAAAAAGUGAGAGAUCACAACAGAAAGAAGAGGAAGGAGGCGAAGAAGAUACACAAGAGUGGUAAGCCGAAGACGAUAAACGUUCCACAGGCUUGCCCUUUCAAGGAUGAGAUAUUGCAAGAGGUGGAGGAACUUAAGAAGCGGAAGGAGGAGGAGAGGCUGAAGCAGAGGGCAAUCUGGCGAGAGGAGAGGCAGAAACUGAAGGAGUUGGAGGCCAAGGGAGGCCUUGAAGGUGUGGUCAAUAAUGCGCAGAUGAAACAGCAGAUUCACGAGAGUUUCAAACCUCUACUCCAAGAUGAACAGCCUGUCUUCACAAAAAAAGAAGGAUCCCUCAAAGCAUACUAUAGGGAAUUUAAAAAGGUUGUUGAAGCUGCUGAUGUAGUUUUGGAGGUGGUCGAUGCACGGGAUCCUUUGGGUACAAGGUGUAAGCAAGUGGAGGAAGCCAUUGUGGAAUCGAGAGGUCGCAAGAGGCUUGUCAUUGUUCUAAACAAAGCAGAUCUUGUUCCCAGAAACGUUUUGGAUCAAUGGCUUAAAUACUUGAGGGGAUCUUUCCCUACGAUCCCUUUCAAAGCGAGUACACAGACCCAGAACAGCAACCUCGGGAGGAUGAUGUUCGCCAAGGCAAAGCACCGUAAGGCUGUGAAGUGUCUCAAAGUAUCAUCGUGUGUCGGUGCAGAACUGCUAAUGUCUCUACUGGCUAAUUACUGUCGAAAUAAGGGUAUCAAAACAUCAAUUACAGUCGGUGUUGUCGGUUUGCCGAAUGUUGGAAAGAGCAGCAUUAUAAACAGUCUGAAAAGGUCCCGAGCUUGCAAUGUUGGUGCAGUGCCUGGAGUGACUAAGACAAUGCAAGAAGUGCAGCUGGAUUCGAAAAUAAAGUUACUCGACAGCCCUGGCUUAGUAUUUGCUGCUAGCACAGGUACAGAGACGGAUGCCGUCGUAGCUUUGAAAAAUGCUGUAAAGGUCGAGGCUUUAGUAGACCCGUACAUCCCUGCUUUAGCAAUCCUUCAACGAGCUACUAAAGAUCAGAUGAUGGCGCAUUAUGACAUAGGCAAUUAUGAAACACCCCAAGAAUUUUUUGUGCUCAAGGCAAAAAGACAGGGCAAGUUUAAGAAAGGAGGAAUUCCUGAUCCAGAAGCGGCUGCUAGGGGAUUGAUCGAUGAUUGGAAUAGAGGAAAGAUCAGGUAUUACACUGUACCUCCUGAAGUUGAAGAAAACCAUAUUAGCAGCACAAUAGUCAGCGAAAUGGGUAAAGAAUUUGAUCUAAACAGCUGUCAAAAAAUGGAAAUAGAUUUGCUUAACGAGUUAGAAGAAUCCAGGAAAGGGCAGGCUUUUCAGACGACCCCAACACAAAUGACUGUUGCCAUGGAGGAAGACAACCAAGGACUGCUUGGGAUCGAUGUCGCCAUUGGUGAAAAGAGGGGCGUUAAAAGAAAAAAUGAAACCGAUCUUAAAGAUAAAUCCAAGGAAAGGCUCGUCCCUCUUGACAACAAGAAACUUCAAAAGAUACAGGCAAAAAAAAUGAGAAAAGAAAAAGGAAGGAGAGAAAGGGAAGCUACAUCACUAGCAGGUGUAUUGGAAAACUUCAACAUUUCAAAUAGUGACAACUACAGCUUUGAAACAGAUUUUAAUGUUCAAUCGAACACAUAAAUAUUUUAUUCAGUA
This is a messenger RNA of Cimex lectularius (bed bug), 1851 nucleotides long. RefSeq names its product guanine nucleotide-binding protein-like 3 homolog (gene Ns1). Gene Ontology annotation, cellular component: nucleolus. Lineage: Eukaryota; Metazoa; Arthropoda; Insecta; Hemiptera; Cimicidae. The transcript has 11 exons. Bases 124 to 1836 code for a protein of 570 amino acids. The record is from RefSeq and is a predicted model, not a curated record. Gene Ontology annotation, molecular function: GTP binding.